This is a messenger RNA of Lagopus leucura (white-tailed ptarmigan), 636 nucleotides long. Its product is annotated as serine/threonine-protein phosphatase 2B catalytic subunit gamma isoform-like. The transcript is spliced from 5 exons. The annotation marks the transcript as partial. Gene Ontology annotation, biological process: calcineurin-mediated signaling. The record is from RefSeq and is a predicted model, not a curated record. Lineage: Eukaryota; Metazoa; Chordata; Aves; Galliformes; Phasianidae. Gene Ontology annotation, molecular function: calmodulin binding; calmodulin-dependent protein phosphatase activity. Gene Ontology annotation, cellular component: cytoplasm; calcineurin complex.
UGCGUGCUGUAUUUAUGGAGCUUGAAGAUAAACCAUCCCAAAACACUGUUCCUCCUGCGAGGGAACCACGAGUGCAGGCACCUGACCGAGUACUUCACCUUCAAACAGGAGUGUCGGAUCAAGUACUCGGAGCGGGUUUACGAUGCCUGCAUGGACACCUUCGACUGUCUUCCUCUCGCCGCCCUCCUCAACCAACAAUUCCUGUGCGUCCACGGGGGGCUGUCUCCAGAAAUCACCUGUCUAGACGACAUUCGGAAAUUAGACAGGUUCAAGGAGCCCCCCGCCUUCGGGCCCAUGUGCGACCUGCUGUGGUCCGACCCCUCGGAGGAUUACGGCAGCGAGAAGUCGGUGGAGCACUUUGCCCACAACACCGUUCGGGGCUGCUCCUAUUUCUAUAGUUAUCCUGCAGUUUGUGAUUUUUUGCAGAACAACAGUUUGCUUUCUGUAAUCCGCGCUCACGAGGCCCAGGACGCAGGGUACCGAAUGUACAGGAAGAGCCAGACCACGGGCUUUCCGUCCUUAAUCACCAUCUUCUCUGCGCCCAAUUACCUGGACGUCUACAACAACAAGGGUAAGGCUGGGCGGCUCCGGGCUGCUGGGGCCCUUUUGGCUGCGCGGUGAGGAGCUGCGUGCUGC